This is a messenger RNA of Saccostrea echinata, 2164 nucleotides long. RefSeq names its product golgin subfamily A member 6-like protein 2. Lineage: Eukaryota; Metazoa; Mollusca; Bivalvia; Ostreida; Ostreidae. The record is from RefSeq and is a predicted model, not a curated record. Bases 1 to 2076 code for a protein of 691 amino acids. The transcript is spliced from 10 exons.
AUGAAAACCAUGGACUACAUUGAAGUUCUAGAUUUCGGGGAGAACCCUGCCACAGAUGCGGACACGAAACUAGAGAUCUUAAAAUUCAGUUACAACUGGUCUGACGCAGUGGAAGAGGAGGAAAGGCGUAUGGAGGAGGGACAAAAGCAACAAAAAGAGAUGAAGAAGUUGGAAAAAGAAAUUGCAGGGGAGGAGAAGAAAGAUAGGAAUAACAUUAAUAACAGAAUGAAAACCAUGGACUACAAUGAAGUUCUAGAUUUCGGAGAGAACCCUGUCACAGAUGUGGACACGAAAUUAGAGAUCUUAAAAUUCAGUUACAACUGGUCUGACGCAGUGGAAGAGGAGGAAAGGCGUAUGGAGGAAGAACAAAAGCAGCAAAAAGAGAUAAAGAAGUUUGGAAAAGAAAUUGUAGAGGAGGAGAAGAAAGAUAGCGAAAAUCACAACAGAAAACAACUGGAUAACAUUAAAACAAAACAACACAAAGCAAGGAAGCAUGGAAAGUCCUAUAUGAAAAAACAACAGAAAAUGAAACUGGAGGCUGCUGAAUCCACCAAACAAAUGAUCGAAGGAGAUACAAGAAAGGCAUCUGGAGAUAAGAAAUUAACUCUCAUUACAGAAAUCUCCAAACAAUUAACAGUAUAUGAUACCAAAAUAUCAGGAGAAAAUUCAACUGCAUUGGAUGAAGAAGUUUCAUUUGAGAAGUCAACUGCAUGUGAUGAAGAAGUACCAGGGGAAAAGUCAACUGCAUCUGAUGAAAAAAUGCCAGGGAAGAGGUCAACGCCAUGUUAUGAAGAAUCAUCAGAGGAGAAAAAAACUGCAUGCCAUGAAGAAUUGUCAGGAGAGAAGGAAACUGCAUUUGAUAAAGAAGUGAUAAAGAUGUCGACAGCAUGUUAUGAUGUAUCAUUGGAAAAAUCAACUGCACAUGAUGGCGGGUUGUCAGAAGAGAAGUCAAAUGCCUGUGAUGAUGCAGGAGAGAAGUCAACUCCAUGUGAUAAAGAAUUUUCAGAAGAAAAGGCAACUGUGUGUGAUGAAAAUUUGUCAAAGGAUAUGUCACCAGCAUAUGAUGAAGAUUUGUCAGGAGAGAAGGUAACUGCAUGUGAUGAAGAAGUGUCAAGGGAAAAGUCAACUGUGUGUGAUAUAGAAGUGUUAGAGGAAAUGUCAACUUCAACUGAUGAAGAAUUGUUUGGAAAGAAGGACAUUGCAAGUGGUGAAGAAUUGUUUGAAAAGAAGGACAUUGCAAAUGGUGAAAAAUUUGGAGAGAAGGACACUGCAUGUGAUGAAAACUUGUUUGGAGAGAAGGACACUGCAUGUGAUGAAAAAUUGUUUGGAGAGAUGGACACUGCAUGUGAUGAAAAAUUGUUUGGAAAGAAGGACAUUGCAAGUGGUGAAGAGUUGUUUGGAAAGAAGGACAUUGCAAGUGGUGAAGAAUUGUUUGGAGAGGACGCUGCUUGUGAUGAAGAAUUGUUUGGAAAGAAGGACACUGCAUGUGAUGAAAAAUUGUUUAGAAAGGACAUUGCAAGUGGUGAAGAAUUGUUUGGAGAGGACACUGCUUGUGAUGAAGAAGUGUCAAAGGAGAAGACAACUCCAUGUGAUGAGGAAUUUUCAGGAAAGAAGGCAACUGCAUGUGAUGAAGAUUUAUCAGAGGAAGUACCACCAGCAUGUGAUGAAGAUUUGUCAGAGAUGUCAUCAGCAUGUGAUAAAAAUUUGUCAGCAGAGAAGUCAACUGCACGUGAUGAGAAAACGACUGAGGAAAAGUCAACUGUCUGUGAUGAAGAAAUGUUGAGGGAGAGUUUAACUCCAUGUGAAAAAGAAUUGUUGGGGGGAAAGUCAACUCUUUAUAAUGAAAAAGUGUCCAUGAAGAAGUCAAUUGAGGAAGAAGAUACAUGUAUAAAUGUUCCUGUAGCAGUAGGCCAUAAACAAGAAGUUGCUAAAGACCAGGAGAAAACAUUUCAGCCUUUAAUUGAGGAUGAUUAUGGUGCUGGCAACAAUGACGAUGAUGAUGAUGGUUGGUUUGGUCCACGUAAACUUUUCUUGUUUGAUAUAGCCUAUUUUAAGGAUGCUGGAAAAGCUGUCUGAUAAAAAGAAAAGAGAAAGAAAAACUUUUUUUAAGAAGACAAUUGAAAACUGCUUCUUAAUGAAAAAAAUAAAUUUUAUUUCUUCAUGA